AGUUGAGUUGAUUUCAGCUUUGAGAAGACAAUCGAAGAUAUUUCUUUAUAUCAACAACAUGAUGCUGCUGAAAUACAUUUUAAUUGUCCAUCUGAGCUGUUUUUGUCAAGAUUUUCAAAACUCUUCCACUCAGACGACCCCAACAAAUGUGAACGUAACAGAAAAUGGAAAUACAACAAAUCUACAAGAGACGUUCAACAGCGAUCCGGUCGUCCACCGUCCUGCAGGUGAACGCUGCAGCUGGACGCUCAGGAGUCCUGGGAGCAGCGACCCGGUGCCUCUGGCUCCGGCCUCUGUGGAUGUUUUAGCUGAACAGAUCUGCCGGGACCUAAACUGCGGUGGAGUUUAUCGUGUGGACAAAAGCAGCUCGGCUCCGAACUCCACCUGCCUCCAGUGUUCGUACCGAGACCGACGUCUGCACGACUGUUCGCUGGUGGAGGAAGGAAACUGUACGGUGAUCACUGCAGCCGUCUGUGGGCACCAGGCGGUCCGGCUGGCCGGCGGUCCGGGCCGCUGUGCCGGCCGGGUGGAGGUGUGGAGGGACGGCCGCUGGGGGACGGUGUGUGACGACGGCUGGGACCUGAAGGCCGCCGGCGUGGUUUGUGCUCAGCUCGGCUGUGGCUUCGCCCUCAACGUGUCGGGUCAGGGAGGCUCCUUCCCCCCCGGCACCGGACCGGUUCACCUGGACGAGCUCAACUGUACGGGCCGAGAGCAGAACCUGUGGAGCUGCCCGGCCGCUCAGGACGAGUCUGACUGUGGACACAAGGAGGACGCUGGAGUCGUCUGCUCAGAGAUGCGAGCCGUCAGACUGAGCGGCGGUUUGGACCGGUGCUCCGGUAAAGUGGAGAUCCACCGGAACGGCAGCUGGGGAACCGUCUGCGAUAACUGCUGGAACAAACGUAUGGCCACCAUGGUGUGCUCCAUGCUGGGCUGUGGACCCCAGCCGAUCCAGUACUCCCGGUUUGUUCCUGCUCUGACCCACAACGAUGGCACCAAGUGGUUCUACCAGUGCUGGUCCUUUGAGAGCCUGUGGCAGUGCAGAGAGCGCGCCAACAAGAGUCACCUGUGUGCCACCUCCAAGGCCUCCGGCGUCGUCUGCGACGGUUCUCUCGGGUUUCCUUCACCCAACACGAGUCAAAUGACCGUGACCACCAGCUGGACCACCGUCCCAGCAGGACGGACGCCCGACGCCGAAGACUCGUACCUGUUGGGGCUCCUCGCCAGCACCUCGGUGUCUCUGCUGCUGCUGGUGUUCCUCAUCACCAACACCGUGCUGUGCUGCCACUACCGGAGGAGACACGCUUUCUUGGUGCAGCAGACUCGCUCCAACCAUCGACCUUCCUCCGAGCAGCGUCACAACAACUACCAGGAAACCGUCAGUCUGGUCAAAGUCACCGCCAACGCUGCGCCGGCCGACGGUCAGUGGCUGCAGCUCUUUAAACCUUCUCAUCAUUUCUGCCCUUCUCUUUCCUCGUAUCCUGCAUUUGAAUGUUUUGAUUCUCCUGCACAGUGCUGGCAAACUUGCAGAAAGCAUUUCUCUUUUGUGUGUUUGUCUCAAAAAGUCGCCUCCGCCCCUCGACCCCUGUGGACGCAGCUUAGUAGCGUCGACAGCACGUCAGUAGAUACAGACUAUGAGCAGUUUGACCCGAGCACUGACCCGUCUGUCGGUUUAUCCACCUUCCGCAAUUCUCAGCGCUACAGAACCGACAUCAACCCUCUGAUGAGGCCCUCGGGACUCGACAGACUCUGCGAGGAGGGCCCUGGAACCAAAGCCGAGCCGCCGGCAGCUUUUACGGGUUAUAACGGCGCUGCUGUAAAUCCUCAGUACGCCCGAGUGUCGAAGAUCUCGGCGGACUCGUUUGACUCGUCGAGCACCUCGUCAGGAGAGUGUUACGAGAACGUGACCAGCGGCUACACCAACGUUAACCCCGAUCCUGAACCCAGUCAGUCGUCUGUCGGCAUCUUCAACCAGUUUUACUCUGGACAGAAACCAAACCUGCAGAGUUCAGAUGACGACGACCUUUAUUCUCCUGUGAGUCCCGACUGAGAACUUCAUCUGAGGACGACGAAGACUCGACUCCUCAGACUGACGAGGUUACUGCAGGUCACCGAGACAGAGAGUGAAGGACGGACGGAGAACCAGAAAGGACACCUGAGCUGAAAGAUCAAACUGCUGUUUUUAUUUUAACCUAUUUAAUAUAUAAGAAAAGACAUUAAUGAGGCUAAAACUCCUGAAACUGUUGUUUUAACAGCGUUUGCUGGAGUUAAAUGUGGUCAUUUGGACUGAAAUCUGUCUUUUAACCAAAUUUGACUGACUUUUGAGCUUCUACACACGUGGACAAAAUAGUUGGUACCCCUCAGUUAAUGAAAGAAAUAACCUGAAUCUGACAAAAGUAAUAAUAA
Messenger RNA from Stegastes partitus (bicolor damselfish), 2403 nucleotides. RefSeq names its product deleted in malignant brain tumors 1 protein-like. Gene Ontology annotation, cellular component: plasma membrane. The coding region runs from base 59 to 2047 and encodes 662 amino acids. The record is from RefSeq and is a predicted model, not a curated record. The transcript has 12 exons. Gene Ontology annotation, molecular function: serine-type endopeptidase activity. Gene Ontology annotation, biological process: zymogen activation. NCBI's taxonomy places the organism in Eukaryota, Metazoa, Chordata, Actinopteri, Pomacentridae.